GAGGGAACGUAAGAAGCAAGCAGUUGCGAAGUGCUCUUUGUUGCUUUUUGCAAUUCAGAAUCCAAAGGACCCUGGGUUUGCCCCUCUCCUGCCUUGUAACAAGCCUUUCUUCGGAGAGCAACCCAUACAGCUAACCGCCAGUUAUCCAUCAUGACCGCGAUGGCAGACCUAGGCAGCAAAAGACCCGUCCGGUUUAGGCUACCACACGCUGGUAGAACACUCGUGACGCAGAGAGAUGCGCCAGCAGCCCUGUCGCUUAUGUCACCAGCUUCUUGCUUUCGCAGACUUCUUUCCGUCGGCAGAAGAAGCCAGUUGCGCAUGUGUCUUGUCUGUCUGUACCUGAAUAAGCAAGGACUCCACUGGCGAAGCCGGACAAGCUAA
Molecule: messenger RNA, 381 nt
Organism: Pyricularia oryzae 70-15
Lineage: Eukaryota; Fungi; Ascomycota; Sordariomycetes; Magnaporthales; Pyriculariaceae
Exons: 2
Coding region: 151-381 (76 amino acids)
Source: RefSeq, a predicted model, not a curated record